AUGGCAGCAGCUAAAUACCACUCUGCAACUCCCCCAUUCCCUAGGUAUAAAGAAAUCUUCACCUCCACGACCAGUAGGAGAAUUGGGGGCUGUAGAGUAAAUGUAUAUAAAGCAAAGUUGUCAGAGUCAAAUGCUAAGAAAGCAAAUCUUUCUGCAAGAAAGAAGGAAAGGAUAAGGCUUCCAAAUUAUGGUGAUGAUGGCAGUGGAGGCAAGAAUAUUCAUCAUAUAAGUGAAUUUCUUUGUCAUCCAUGUGGGAUUGAAUCUAUCUUGAACACAAGGGCUUUGCAAAGUUAUCAUUCCCUUGAUUCUAAUGUUUACAGGUGUACUCUACCACAGCUUCAACUUCUCAGUUUUGAGGUAGCGCCAGUGUUGGACUUAAGGGUUACACCAAGUACUGAAGAUUGUGUAGUUCAGAUGUUGUCUUGCAAGUUUGAGGGUUCCGAAGUAGUGGAACGGCAGAAUGAACACUUUUCAGCUUCAAUGAGAAACCGUAUAACAUGGGAAACUAUUGAUUCUGAACCAUUUUUGAAUGUCGAUGUGAAGUUAGAUCUCAUCCUUGAGAUUUACACCCAGCCAUUCACCUUUCUGCCAAUAUCAUCUGUCGAGGCUCCAGGGAAUAUAAUGAUGCAGGCUCUAGUGGACAGGUUGGUACCGCUACUCGUACAACAGCUGCUGCAAGAUUAUGAAAAAUGGAAAGUCGUGCUUCUACAUGAAAACCACAUUUACUUCCUUGGGUUGGAGUUAAGAAUGUGCUUUCUUAACGGUGAGGAGCAGAAGUUCAGCUUGCCAUCGGUCCAGGAUUCUCGUUGUCUGAUAUGUGUGUAA
Molecule: messenger RNA, 825 nt
Organism: Fraxinus pennsylvanica
Lineage: Eukaryota; Viridiplantae; Streptophyta; Magnoliopsida; Lamiales; Oleaceae
Source: the annotation of a GenBank genome assembly